This is a messenger RNA of Truncatella angustata, 1779 nucleotides long. RefSeq names its product double-stranded DNA-binding domain-containing protein. Bases 1 to 1779 code for a protein of 592 amino acids. The transcript has 3 exons. NCBI's taxonomy places the organism in Eukaryota, Fungi, Ascomycota, Sordariomycetes, Amphisphaeriales, Sporocadaceae. The record is from RefSeq and is a predicted model, not a curated record. Gene Ontology annotation, molecular function: DNA binding; 2-dehydropantoate 2-reductase activity; NADP binding. Gene Ontology annotation, cellular component: cytoplasm; mitochondrion.
AUGCCGACCUUUUUGCCCCCCGACGUCCAGCCUGAGCCCGCGCCGUCCAAAACCCAGGAGAGCUUGACCAGACCACACGAGGGGAGAGAAGAAUACGAGGAAGUCUUGCGUUCCCUCAAACUGUCCGAGAAAAUCCACGUCAUGGGCUUCACAGGCGACGCCAAGUACAUAACACAUUGCCUCGCUGGUACCCCCGAUCUUCCUCCUCCUCAGAUCCUGGUACACCACCACGACGAGGUGAAUCAAUGGGGUGCCAGCAACCGCAAGCUGUCCGUGAGAAACAAAGAAGGACUUCAAAAGAAGCACGAAAUACUCAUGCCUCAAUAUGUCGGCAAGGCGCUCAAGGCAGGACCGAGCAGGGCGGAGCGGCCGAGGCUCAAGCACAUCGACAACCUGGUGCUAUGCACCAACGAGAAUGCCAUCUUGCCAACCCUUCUCAGCAUACGUGAUAGCAUCAACCAAGAUACCACGAUAUGUUUGGUCACGGAGGGGCUCGGCAUCGUGAGGCACCUGAACAAUGUCAUAUUUCAAGAUCCUUCCACACGGCCGACUUUUAUUCUCGGCCACUCGGGCUAUGCCCUGUCAAGGGAUCCCAUGCAGCACGACGAUGGAUAUGCCAUAGAGAUCCGGAACAGGGGCAGACUGUUCCUGUCAAAGGUUUCUGCACAGGCGCCAAGCGACGACAUGGAGAUCAACACGUGGGAUCGUGUUGUACGCCAGGCUCGCGCGCAGCACCUCGUCAAGCUGCUCGCCUCGUCGCCUGGUUUGAACGUAACCGCCCUUCCAGCAUCAAAGUUUCUACGGUAUAAGCUGCCGUCGAUGAUAUUCUCCGCUCUGGCAGACGCGACAUCGGUCGGACUUGGCUUCCACUACAACCGUCUUGCUACCGACCGAUACGCUCGUCGGCUCUGGGGAAACCUGUGGGCAGAGACGAUUGCAAUCGUCUCAGCUCUUCCCGAGGUGCAACGUGACGCUGCGGUCUUGGCCUACUUCCAGGGUCACAAUUUCAAGACCGAGGUGGAACGAUUUCUACUCGCACAAAGGGACACAAGUCCGUGGGUGUCCAUGGUGAGACACGGGCGAACCCUGCCAAUGCAAAGUCUCAAUGGCUGGUUUGUAGGCAUGGCCGAAGAGCUUGGGCUCAGCUCUGUGCAUCACAAAACCAUGAUAAACUUGGUCAAGGCCAAGAUAAAAGCUCGAAAUGAGGAGCUGAAAUCCGACAUUCCUCUUUAUCACUCGCCGUAUAUGUUGGAUAACGACUACGCCCGGAACCACGACGAGAAGGAACGGCCGCAUAUCCGCAAGGCUCGUCUCGAGCAGCUCAAGUCGCAGGGCGGGGCAGGCGCCGCCGGUGGUGCAGGCGGCCAGGGACAGAACCCCGAAGGACAGAAGCAACGCCCGUCGCGUCGGCGGAACGGCGCGCGCUGCAUGGCAAAGAAAACCGCGGAAGACCUUGGGGGGUUACUUGCUGACAGCCCACCUCGCGCCGCCAGGGCCGAAUCCGAGGCCAGAGCCCACAUCCUGAACCAGAUCCUCCACCCCGAGGCCGCCGACCGCCUGGGCCGCAUCAGGCUCGUCAAGGAGGACCGCGCGAACGACGUCGAGAACAGGCUGAUCAUGCUCGCGCGCAGCGGCCAGCUCAAGCAGAAGGUGACCGAGGAGCAGCUCAAGGAGCUGCUGGAGGCCGUCGCCGAGACCUCGAGGGAGAAGGAGAAGAUCGUGGUGGCGAGACGGAAGGAGUGGGACGACGAGGACGACGAUGACGAUUUCUUUGACUAG